AAAACAUAGAGGCCAGUGUUUCCCUGAGGUUACAUGUUUGAUUGAUCAGGAAAAAAGGAAUUCAACAACUCUUUUUAGAAGGGGUUUUAGUUGAGCUGAGUUGCCCUUAGCUAUGGAAGUAAGUUUCAUUCUUCUAAAGCAAACGAGCAUUAGCUUAAAGAUUGAUUUCUUUUCUUUUCUUUUUAUUUUUAAUGCAUAAAAAUAAAAUGCGGAUGAAAUGAAAAACAACCAAGAAAUGUCUUUGUAUGCUUGUAUUGAAAUCCAACCGUGUGCUCUUUCUGAAAACAAGACAUGAUGUGUGCUUACAUAAGCUUGAACUAACCAAUUUCAUCCAAUAAUAUCAUGAAAGUCACCCAUCAACACAUUUCAUCUUGAGCAGAAAAGAGCUAAGAUUCAUAUUUAAGCUUAUUUGCAAGGCAAGAUUCGCUGUUAUAUCCGUCCCAAUGUCUCGCCUGCCUGUCAGGUUUUACUCUGAAAGUACAAUACAAAAGCUAGAUUCUUCCUGUUAAAUAUCCUCUUUAGAGAGAAUCUGAUGGUAAUGUGAAACUUUGGCAUAAUAAGUUUUCCUGAAGUACUGUGACAUGUCUUCAAUUAAACUCUAUUUUCCUUUUGUUUCCCCUGUCUCUCAGCGUGCCCGGGUGUGGAUCCCGGACACAGAGGAGGUAUGGAAGUCCGCUGAGCUCAGCAGGGACUACAAAAAUGGCGACGCCUCCCUGCAACUCAUGCUGGAGGAUGGAACGAAUCUUGAGCACAAACUGGACCCCAAGACAAAGAACCUGCCUUACCUGAGAAACCCGGACAUCUUGGUGGGCGAGAAUGACCUCACAGCGCUCAGCUACCUCCACGAGCCGGCCGUGCUGCACAACCUCAAAGUCCGCUUCGUCGACUCCAAGCUCAUCUACACUUACUGCGGAAUCGUCCUGGUGGCCAUCAAUCCAUAUGAGCCGCUGCCGAUAUAUGGAACAGACAUCAUCAACGCCUACAGUGGUCAGAACAUGGGAGACAUGGACCCACAUAUCUUUGCUGUGGCUGAGGAGGCUUACAAACAGAUGGCCAGGGAUGAGAGGAACCAGUCAAUCAUUGUGAGUGGGGAGUCUGGAGCAGGAAAGACGGUAUCAGCCAAAUACGCCAUGAGAUACUUUGCUACAGUCAGCGGCUCCGCCAGCGAGGCCAACGUAGAGCAGAAAGUGUUGGCUUCCAACCCCAUCAUGGAGGCCAUUGGAAAUGCGAAGACCACCCGAAAUGACAACAGCAGUCGCUUCGGGAAGUACAUCGAGAUUGGCUUCGACACCCGCUUCCGUAUCAUUGGUGCCAACAUGAGGACGUAUCUGCUGGAGAAAUCACGAGUGGUGUUUCAGGCGGACGAGGAAAGGAAUUAUCAUGUCUUCUAUCAGCUCUGUGCAUCAUCCCACCUGCCUGAGUACAAGAAUCUGAAGCUGAGCAGUGCAAACGAUUUUCUGUACACCAGGCAGGGCCGCAGCCCCGUUAUCGCCGGUGUGGACGACACCAAGGAGCUUUGCAACACUCGCCACGCCUUCACAUUGCUGGGUAUCAAUGAGACCUAUCAGAUGGGGUUGUUUCAGGUUUUGGCUGCUAUUCUUCAUCUGGGAAAUGUGGAGAUAAAGGACAGAGACUCGGACAGCAGCGUCAUUCCUCCAAACAAUCGCCACCUGACGGCAUUCUGUGAGUUGGUUGGCGUGAGCUACCAGGACAUGACUCAGUGGCUGUGCCACAGGAAGCUGAAGACAGCCACCGAGACUUAUAUCAAGACCCUCCCCCGCCUGCAGGCCACAAAUGCCCGUGACGCACUGUCCAAACACAUCUACGCCAAGCUCUUCAACUGGAUCGUAGAGCACGUUAACAAAGCCCUCAUUACCAACGUCAAACAACACUCGUUUAUUGGGGUCCUCGACAUCUACGGUUUUGAGACAUUUGAGAUCAACAGCUUCGAGCAGUUCUGCAUCAACUACGCUAAUGAGAAACUCCAGCAACAGUUCAACAUGCAUGUGUUCAAGCUGGAGCAGGAGGAGUACAUGAAGGAACAGAUCCCCUGGACUCUGAUCGACUUCUACGACAAUCAGCCGUGCAUCAACCUCAUAGAAGCCAAGAUGGGCAUCCUGGACCUGCUGGACGAGGAGUGCAAGAUGCCCAAAGGUUCAGAUGAUUCAUGGGCUCAGAAACUUUACAACACCCACCUAAAGACCAGCUCCCUCUUCGAGAAGCCACGCAUGUCCAACCGCGCCUUCAUCGUCAAACAUUUUGCUGACAAGGUGGAGUACCAGUGUGACGGUUUCCUGGCGAAAAACAAGGACACAGUGAAUGAAGAACAGAUCAAUGUGCUGAAGGCCAGCAAGUUCGACCUGCUGGUGGAGCUGUUCCAGGACGAGGAGAAAGCCACCAGUCCCACUGGUCAGGUCCCUGGCACCGGGGGCCGAACUCGCCUCAGCGUCAAACCUGACAAGGGCCGCGACAAGAGCAGCAAGGAGCACAAGAAGACCGUCGGCUGUCAGUUCCGUAACUCUCUGCAAAUGCUGAUGGAGACUUUGAAUGCCACCACUCCACACUACGUUCGCUGCAUCAAACCAAACGACUUCAAGCUGGCCUUCACCUUUGAUCCUAAACGUGCAGUGCAGCAGCUCAGAGCCUGUGGAGUCCUGGAGACCAUCCGCAUCUCUGCUGCAGGUUUCCCAUCCCGAUGGACAUACCAGGAGUUCUUCAGCCGUUACAGGGUGCUGAUGGUACAAAAGGAUGUGUUGCCUGACAGAAAAAUGACCUGCAGGAAUGUUCUGGAGAAACUGGUGCAGGAUCAGGAUAAAUAUCAGUUUGGCAAGACAAAAAUCUUCUUCAGGGCAGGCCAGGUUGCCUACUUGGAGAAGUUGCGGGCAGACAAACUGCGUGUUGCCUGCAUUCGCAUCCAGAAAACCAUCCGCUGCUGGCUGGCUCGUAAGAAGUAUCUGCGCAAACGCAACGCUGCCAUCACCAUCCAAAGGUUCACCAGGGGAUACCAGGCUCGUUGCCUGGCCAAGUUCAUGCGUCGCACUCAGGCAGCCACCAUCAUCCAGAAGUAUCGCAGGAUGUAUGUGGAGAAGAAGCGCUACAGGCAGAAACAGGCUGCUGCUCUGGUCAUGCAGACAAUUCUCAGAGCUUACAUGGCCCGACAGAAGUACCAAGGGCUGCUGCGGGAGCACAAGGCAGUGAUCAUUCAGAGGCACGUUCGUGGCUGGUUGGCUCGCUGCUGGUACAAGCGCUGCCUCGUCUCCAUCCUCGUCCUGCAGUGCAGCAUCCGCAGGAUGAGGGCCAGACGCGAGCUGAAGAAGCUGAAGAUCGAGGCUCGCUCAGUGGAACACUUCAAGAAGCUCAACAAAGGCAUGGAGAACAAGAUCAUGCAGCUGCAGAGAAGAAUCGACGAGCAGGCCAAGGACAACAAGUCCAUCAACGAAAGGCUUGCUGGUUUGGAGAGUUCCCACACGGCAGAGAGCGAGCGUCUGCGUGGGGAGCUGAACCGGUUGCGUGGGGUGGAGGAAGAGGCCAAGAACAAAACCAACCAGGUCACCUCGCUGCUGGAGGAGCUGGAGAGGGUGAAGAAGGAGCUGAGCUCAACACAGCGGGAGAAGAAGACCAUCGAGGACUGGGCCCAGACUUACAGGAACGAAAUGGAGAAAAUGGUCUCGGAGCUGAAGGAACAGAAUGGUUCUCUGAAGAAGGAGAAGGACGACUUGAACAGGUUGAUUCAGGAACAGAGUCAGCAGAUGACAGAGAAAAUGGCCCGUGCAAUAGCACAGGAGACUCAGCAGCUGGACACGGAUCUGAACGAGGAGCGCUCUCGCUACCAGAAUCUCCUGACAGAACACCGUCGCCUCGAGGAGAAACACGACGACCUAAAGGAGGCGAUGGCCUCCUCGAACGUUUCAAAGCCUGGCCACAGGAGGACAGAUUCCACCCACAGCAGCAACGAAUCAGAGUACACCUACAACUCAGAGUACGCCGAAUUGGAAGAAGGUUCCCGUGCCAGAGAAGAUGUGACUCGAGGAAUCGACACUUCACUGACACUCAAGCUGCAGAAACGUCUCACAGAACUAGAGCAAGAAAAGCAAUCGCUGCGCAACGAACUGGAAAACAAAGAGGAUCAGUUCCAGCGGGCUAGAGCCAGGGAUGAUGUAGAGUUCAAAAAGGCUCGUGGUGCAGAGCUGGAGUACGAGUCUCUGAAGCGUCAGGAGCUCGAGUCUGAGAACAAGAAGCUGAAACAUAACCUUGCUGAGAUGAGACAAAGCCUGCUAGGUGACAAAGCUGCUGGCGCUGGGGCUCCGGGCUCACCUGCCUACAAGGUGCUUUUAGAGCAGCUCAACUCCUCCUGUGAAGAACUGGACGUCCGCAAGGAAGAGGUGCUGAUCCUACGCUCCCAGCUGGUCAGCCAGAAGGAAGCCAUGCACCACAAGGAAACCAUGACUGAGCCAUCCAUCUAUGCUGAGGACGUGUCCAAACUAAAGGAUGCUGACGAACUCAAGCAGGCCUGCAUCGGCCUCAAAGACACCAACAGGUUACUGGAGCACCAACUGCAGACUCAGCGCAGAAGUUACGAUAGCGAGGUGGAGACUCUGCGCGGGGAGCUGCAGAACGUCAAAGAGGAGAACAACCGUCAGCAGCAGCUCUUGGCCCAAAACCUUCAGCUGCCUCCAGAAGCUCGAAUUGAAGCCAGUCUGCAACACGAGAUCACACGUCUUACCAACGAGAACCUGGAACUGCUGGCUGAAGACCCCACAGCAUCCCGAGAGGCUCGAGUCAUCAUUUUACGACGGAUGGUUGAUCUGAUGGAGCAGCUGGAGAAACAGGACCGAACCAUUCGCAAGCUGAAGAAGCAGCUGAAGGUUUACUCCAAGAGGAUUGGAGAGAUGGGAGCUGGUCAGACCGAGGGCCAGACAUCUCCGGGACAGAUGGUGGAUGAGCCGAUCCAUCCUGUCAACAUCCCCCGCAGAGAGAAAGAUUUCCAGGGGAUGUUGGAGUACAAGAAGGAGGAUGAGCUCAAACUGGUCAAGAACCUCAUCCUUGAGUUAAAACCUCGUGGUGUAGCUGUGAAUCUGAUCCCAGGUCUGCCAGCCUACAUCCUCUUCAUGUGUCUGAGACAUGCAGAUUAUGUCAACGACGACCAGAAGGUCCGCACUCUGCUCACAUCAACCAUCAACAGUAUUAAGAAGAUCCUAAAGAAACGAGGAGAUGACUUUGAGACGGUCUCCUUCUGGCUGGCAAACACCUGUCGCUUCUUACACUGUCUGAAACAAUACAGCGGAGACGAGGCGUUCAUGAAGCACAACACACAGCGGCAGAGUGAACACUGUCUGUCAAACUUCGACCUGGCAGAGUACAGACAGGUGAUAAGUGACCUCGCCAUCCAGAUCUACCAGCAGCUGAUCAAAUGCAUGGAGAACAUCCUGCAGCCCAUGAUAGUCUCUGGCAUGCUGGAACAUGAGACCAUCCAGGGCGUGUCAGGGGUGAAGCCCACAGGACUACGUAAGAGGACAUCUAGCAUCGCAGACGAGGGCACCUACACCCUGGACUCCAUCCUGCGGCAGCUCAGCACCUUCCACUCCACCAUGUGCCAGCAUGGCACCGACCCUGAACUCAUCAAGCAGGUGGUGAAGCAGCAGUUCUACAUCAUCGGAGCUGUCACCCUCAACAACCUGCUGCUGCGCAAGGACAUGUGCUCCUGGAGCAAAGGCAUGCAGAUCAGGUACAAUGUGAGCCAGCUGGAAGAGUGGCUCAGAGACAAAGGUCUGAUGGUGUGUGGAGCUAAGGAGACCCUGGAGCCUCUGAUUCAGGCUGCUCAGCUGCUGCAGGUGAAGAAAAAGACUGACGAGGACGCUGACGCAAUCUGCUCCAUGUGUCUGGCCCUCACCACCGCUCAGAUUGUGAAGGUCCUGAACCUUUACACUCCAGUCAACGAGUUUGAGGAGAGAGUGUCAGUUGCAUUCAUUCGAACCAUACAGACUCGCUUGCGAGACCGUUGUGAGAGUCCCCAGUUGUUGAUGGACACAAAGAUGAUUUAUCCUGUCACUUUCCCGUUCAGCCCGUCCUCCCUCGCCCUGGAAACCAUCCAGAUCCCCGGCUCGCUAAACCUGGGGUUCCUCACCCGUGUGUGAAAAAAGGUCCCACAGGACGGCACAGUGUCCUGCAGUGAUCUCGAUGUUUUGGCUUCCGUUAGCUUUGAAAGUCAAAUGACACUCCCACUGGCCAAAAAUGACUUUUUUCCCCCGUACAUCACAGCCCUCACAAAAGAAGUGAACAAUUUUUAAAGCAUCACAGAUCAAACUAAAAAUUAGAAUUGGUACCAACACAGUGGCGCACAUAUGUCCAAAAAAUAGCGUGCUCCUAAUUCUUAACACUCUCUAUCUUGUUCUCUUAAAAUGUCCCUGGUCUGAACCUGGACUUUCACAAAUACAACCUGCUUAAUUAAACACACGUAUCCCCAACACAUGCUGAACUGUCAAGAAACAUCUGUAAAAUACUUCCAUCCACUGAACAUAGACAUACACGCCUACACUCACCUUAACACACAGCAACACACACACACACACACCCACAGUCUCUGAUGAGAUCAAACCUGGCUGUAAAACACCACCGUCCAUCCAUCGCUUGUAUAAACGCCUACUUGUUGUAGAAGCCACAUGACCAGAUCAAAGCCUCCAUUACUCACACUGACACGGGGGGUCUUUCUCAGUGGUCUCCACCCCUGCUCCCUUCUCUUUGUUUCAACUAGUCGUUCAGGUAGUUCUUCUCAUCAUCGUCUUGUUCUCCAGUGAGAAUGUACGCACACCACACAAAUAGGAGGCCCGAGCGGAGGCGCUGAGAUCUCAUUAGGAUAUAUAACUGAAUCAGGAAGUGGUCUAGCUUGAGAUGUUUGGGUCGCAGUGAGUCCCAGUACAAAACCAGCAGAGGGAUACACGCUAAAGUUAGCUCUCUCCACCCCAUUUUGAUGUAACCUGGAUCAGGCUUUGUUCUGUCUUUUUUAUCAUUUUACUCUCUGAACACAGUCAAGCCAAGACAGAACUCAUCGUCUGUACUAUAUUAUUUAUACAUAUAUAAAUAUAUAUAUAUAUAAAUCUUCAUAAUAUAUAUCUUGUUUUUUAUUUAUUGCAUCAACUUCCGUCCCCACCUUUUCCUUUUUAAGACUAGAAGAUUCCUCUUUCAGAAUGAAGGAUGGGUCCAUCAUUUCCCGGGAUGAGCAGCUGCAUUAGAACCAUUUUAGUUCAAAUCCAUUGUAGGCUUUUUAUGUCAGUAUCAGGUAAAUAUGAUGUAGUUUAUGUAGUUUAUGGAUUGCUGGCACAGAUCAUGAUUUUUUGGUAGGUUUGACUUAGACAUGCCGCUUUGUCAUGUUUAUCCUGCAUGUCUGGCAAGUGAAGGUGAGAUUUAGAAGAUAUGAGGUUCAAACUCUAGGAAGAGUUUAACCUGAUUCACCCUGAACUGUUUACAGUUGUGAGCUGAUCGUCACUGGAGACACUGGCACAAAGAUAUUUACUCACACGCACAACGUUACACUCUGCUUACUGCUGUAAAAUCAGGGAGUGUUGCACUCCUAGCUCUGUUUCUCUACUCGUCUCCUCUGGUCACGGAUCGAGUCAGAGCUUUGACAUGUUUUGCUUUUAUCGUUGUGGAAUUAUUUAUUUCAGUAUUGUCAUUUUCUUGAGUAUCAAAGUUUUGUAUAACUUAAAAGCCAUGUAUGACAGAGUAGACAGGAUUCUCUGAAGUUGGUUUUGGAGGGUUUGCUUCAACCCUGUCAAGCUUAACCACAAUGUUUAAAGCUUUUGCUACACAUAAACACUAACUGCAGCUUUGAGGACUGAAUCCUUCGUCUCUUCUCGUCUCCUCUCCUGCAUAUCCACCCUAUGCCUUUCUUUUUGUUUGCCAAGAAUGCACAACAUGGGCUCUUUUUUAACCACAACAUCUGACUUUUGGCGCUUUCCUCAUAUCAAUUGCUGCUGAAGUUACAGGUUAUUGAAAAGGUAAGAAAUGUCUGUCUUUUCUGUUUGGUUGUUUUGGUUCAGAUAGCCAAACAAAAUAGUGCCCUGCUUUUUAAAGCUGAUGGUGAUAUUACAUUACACCCAGCACUAAACCAAAUCUAGCUUCAAUUUGAUACAAAAACUGAACAGCAUGCUCUACUGCUGCUGCACUCAUCUAACCUGCAUGAUCUUUGCUCAACCAGCAAUAUCAGUAACCAGAAAUGAACCUGCAUGAUUUUAAACUUUUGGUUGUCGCUUUAAACAGAACAACCUCGAUGUAGUUGGUGUUAGUUGGAUCGAGUGUCAGGGAAUCUGCCCAUGUUGUAAAAAAAAAAGUCCUUUGUAUUCAGUCUAUCCUCGCUGCCUCCUGUUUAGCACUUUUGCUCGUUUACUUCCUGUUGUGCCAUGAGUACUAACCCUCAACCACAUUUGCCUCUCACCCACCUUAUUUCGGUUUAAUUACCUUAUCCUCUCAAAGAAAAUAUUUCACGUUGCUGAUACAUGUGUGUUUUUGUUAAGGUGCUAUCAAUAAAGGAGAUUAUGACUGGUCCCAAGUAGAACUUUGUUAGUUCAGAAAUGAUUCAAAGAAACAGGAAGUGUAGAUCAAAACGUGUCUGCUUAACCACACUUAUAGGACAUUAGGAAGACUACUCUCACUAUGAUAGGAGCAAGCCACAGAAGACAAACAAAUAGUAGGUGGAGUAAAGAUAAGUUAGUAUGUGAAGGUGUUUUGUGUUGCACUUGUAUUUGAAAAAGGAUUUGAUAUCCAUUGAUCUCGUUGGGACCACGUGUUAUCAGUCUGCCUUUUGUUAUAUCAUUUCGAUUAUUAGGUAUGUUAGAGUGCGCUUUGUGUAAAGAGAACAUAUCUGCAGGUUGUAGAAAGUAAGACAAUGACUGAAGGAAUAACUUAACCUAUGAAUGUUUAAAACUGUUAAUGAAGUGUUUUUAGCUGCACAUCGUGGACAAAGCCUUAUCUGAAUGAUUUGCUAUCUGAAUGACAGAAUCAACAGUGUGACAUUGCUUUGGUCUGUCGGUGUAGUGUUUUGUUUUGUUUUCAUUGUAAAAUGAAUAUUAAUGUCAAAUGUGAUCAUUUUGAUGAGGUGUGUUUUGUCCUACAGUUGGUGUCUCAGAUGGGUGGCACUGUUUAGUUGUCAGUCAAACUGCACUUUCUAACGGGCACGUGCAGAGGGGGGGAGCUAAGGGGGCUUGAGCUUGUUCAGGCCUUUUUUUUUAUUUAUUAUUACUUCUAAUGAGGGCAGGUAUGAAGUUUCAUUGCCCCGAUCAAGAAAAACAAAAUAACAAUGAGAGUAAUUUGGCUAUCUUAUUUUAUUUUGGCAAAAGCAAAUUUCAUAUUCUGCUGGUAAGUCAGUGUUUCCUGCGGUGCUUUAUAGUAAAGGCGACUGACUAACACGCACCCUCCGACUUCACUAUCGUAGGGGAGCAGUGUGCAGUUUUUCCCACCUUAGGUGAUCGAGCUCACCUAGAUGUAGCAGGUCUGUAUGCUCUGCAGGCGACCAGAGAGAGAAAGUGAGAGAGAUGUCUCCUGUUGAGUCUUUUUGAAUGCACUUGUCGCAGUGCAAGUUCAACGUCCGACAAACAAAACUUUAAAUACCAUUCUUUUUUUUUUUCGUUUUGUGCGGCUGCUUGCUGCUGAUGUGAUUCUGCUCUCGUUCUUGGUUUUUCUGCGUCUUGAGAACAAUCCUGCUGACAGUGAAACUUUUUUAAACAGUAGUUUUGUCGUGUUGCAUGGAGCCCGUGUGCACGGAUUUGCAGUCUGUGGGCAUGGUUUCAUAAAUUGUGCGUUUGGAUUUGCACUGGAACUCCAAUGAGGUCCGGACGUUGGCAAUUAAUGUGUGCAGCAUAGCUCGCUCUCUCUAUCUCUCUCUCUCUCGUUCAGUGAGUGCGUACAGGCAGGUGUGAGUGUGUGUCAUUUAAUGACUAUAAGAUCACGUCUUUACUGCAUGACCAUGUGUCACAGAAAGUAAACCCAUUCUGGAUUAUGUUUAACUUGUAUAUUGUUUGCCACUCUUACAAGUACAUAAACAAAAUAAUGUCAUACAAAGUUCUAUAUCAGCUAUAUGUAGGCUUCUUAGAUAUUCUGCAGGGCGAUAAUAGGGCCUGCAUGAAGACAUCACUUAUGAAGUCAUAUAGAUGGAUACGGACUGUAAAAGGAAAUACUACACAUUAAAGAGCCUUUGUUCCAAUCACGUUUCUGAUCAACUUUGGCCCGUUUAGCUUCCUCUAGCACAUUCCCUGUCCUGUGAGAGCAGGACUGCAGGCCAGAGGUACACAGACACUCUAAUGAAGGCAGCAUCAGACUGAAUCUUAGUGGGCUGAUGUGAGGUCGUUCUAGUUUCAGAGGUCAAAUAAACACAACAUUCACUCAUUGGUUUGUCUAAUUGAGCAGCGCAGCAUCUUCUCUUGUACUCAGGCAGGAGAAAACGUCAUCCCCUCACGCUGCAUUUUCACAUUACGGAGAGAGUUGGUUGUGUGAUACGACGUCGACAUUAUAAAUUACCAUCGUUCUUAUCAGCACUAGCGUUGAAUGUGCCAUUUUAAAGAAGUGUGUUAACAAAAAACACUAUAUCAUCACCACAGCUGUUACAGUGGUUUACUGGUGUGAACAUGCUGAGGCCAGAACCAGAUGUUUCCUCUCUGACCCAUGUGUACAUUUGACAAACUGGACUGUUUGUAGUUUCUGGUAGCUGUGCUUAGUGAAUGUGUUCACCGUCAAGAAACUAAGAAACUUGGAAUAAAUUGUCAAAUCUGUAAAAGUCAAAUAAAAGAAUUAAGCACUG
This is a messenger RNA of Labrus mixtus (cuckoo wrasse), 10789 nucleotides long. RefSeq names its product myosin VAa (gene myo5aa). Gene Ontology annotation, biological process: actin filament organization; vesicle transport along actin filament. Gene Ontology annotation, molecular function: microfilament motor activity; actin filament binding; ATP binding. NCBI's taxonomy places the organism in Eukaryota, Metazoa, Chordata, Actinopteri, Labriformes, Labridae. The record is from RefSeq and is a predicted model, not a curated record. Gene Ontology annotation, cellular component: cytoplasm; actin cytoskeleton; vesicle. Bases 582 to 6134 code for a protein of 1850 amino acids. The transcript is spliced from 39 exons.